This is a messenger RNA of Aedes albopictus (Asian tiger mosquito), 1345 nucleotides long. RefSeq lists its product as uncharacterized. The record is from RefSeq and is a predicted model, not a curated record. The transcript has 3 exons. NCBI's taxonomy places the organism in Eukaryota, Metazoa, Arthropoda, Insecta, Diptera, Culicidae. The coding region runs from base 360 to 1163 and encodes 267 amino acids.
UCGAGUGCAUAGUCGCUUACUGCCAGGCAAACAGUUCACGGUGAAUUUUUACCUUACAAAAGACUUCAAUUAAGAUCGAAGUGACGAAAUUGGAUCGAGUCCGUUUGGGAAAGAUCGAUCGAAUUGCUCCUCUGUUAAUUGAGUCCGAGAGUGCGAGACAAUCGAAGUGAAGCGAACGAAACUAAAAUUGUGAAUUAGUGCUUUUAGAAAUCUUUUCUGGAGUUAGUGAAGAACUGAUGAAGGAUUGAAGCAAACUGAUCACAAGUUAGUUCAAAGUCAACGAAGUUAUUUGACAGUGAAGUGAACUCUGGUACAUAAGUUUUUUAAAGAGAAAAUAAAUCUAUCAUUCAAGUUCAGAAAUGAAACUAUUUAUCGCAGUGAUGGUAGUAAUCUCGGUGGUGCAGGCGUUAUCCAUCGACGAUCGCACCCUGGAAGUCAACGUCAACGUCGAGAAGAACUCAAACUCUUACUUCCAAAGCAAAAUCAACGACGGCUCUUUCCAGUAUGGAUUGGAUGUUGAGAAACCGGUAGACCAUCACUUCCAGCAUAAGGUCAAAGGUCCGGACGGUGUCACGUACGGAUGCUACGGAUUCGUAGAUCCCGAUGGCAAGCCCCACCUGACACACUACGUCUCGGAUGUGAAGGGCUAUCGAGUGGUCCCUCCGGAUUCUGCCACCAAGAUCUACAUCGCCCGGUUGGAGAAGAGCAUCAAUAACGUCUAUCAAGCCUCGCAAGAGAAGAACGUCCAGUGGAAGGAUCUGUUCUUCCCACCGGCUUGCAGAACUCUCUACACGGAACUUUCCACCAAGGCCACCGUCACGCAACGUCCAACGACCCAACGUCCCACCACUCCAGCACCAGUUCAGUUCGAGCCGGAUUUCGGAGGCAGCAGCGUGCACGAGUCCAUCGUUCCCCAUGACAACGGUGCACCGGCUUGUUCGCAGGUUUGCUAUGAACUCAAGGGGGAACUGCAGGAAAUCAAGUCCAAGCUGAAAACGCUUAUUGAUAGUUUGGCACGGAAGGAAGCGGAAGGAGGUCAGCAGAAGUUCGCUGGAGGAAAUGAAACCUAUGCCUACUUUCCGGUUAUGCUGAGUAAUAGUCUUCCAGCGGGGGCCACACCCGGACAGAUUGCGAUGCCGCCAUUCCGGUGUGGAGGACAAUGAAGGAGCUGUGAAGCAAUAAUAGUCGAUAUCGGCGAUUGUGAUCCAAGUCAGGUGGAGUGAAAUGUAAAUAGUUAGAGUAAGACUCUAGUUUUAGGUCGAAUGAAUGGGAAUUUGUAUGAGUGCUUAGGCUAGACCUCUAGAUAUAAUAACUUAACUGAAUAAUAAAAGACUCAAUCAAUUAA